Mesitornis unicolor (brown roatelo) is the source of this 6788-nucleotide messenger RNA. RefSeq names its product interactor of little elongation complex ELL subunit 1 (gene ICE1). Bases 1 to 6615 code for a protein of 2204 amino acids. The transcript has 19 exons. The record is from RefSeq and is a predicted model, not a curated record. NCBI's taxonomy places the organism in Eukaryota, Metazoa, Chordata, Aves, Mesitornithiformes, Mesitornithidae.
AUGAUUGAUGGAGAUCGUUUGCUGACAGACUACCAGCAGAAAUGCACUGAGCUUCAGUUUGCUGAACGAGAGAUCUCGGCUCUUCGUUGCCAAGUGGAGCAGAUGCUACAGAAAAUCCUGCCUCUGGAGAAGUGCCAGGAAGAGUUGGGUUCCUUGAAAGCAGAGCUGGAAGAGAAAAAGAGUUCUCUCAAGAUUUAUCGGGAGAGUCAACUGGAAUAUGUUAAAAUUAAAGAAGAAAUAGGAAACAGUGAUGCUGUGAGAAAGAAACUGGAAACAAAAGUGAAGAAACUUGAAGAAGCUGCAACAAAGCAUACACAGGACUUCAAACAACUUAAAACUGAAAAGAAAAGGCUUGAAAAGGAGCUAAAGAAGGCACAAGGCAAACUUGAUGGUGUCCUUAAAGAGAAGUGCAGAAAAGUUAAGCAUGCGGAGACCCAGAGUUCAAGUGAAGAUCUUACAACAGAUAUUCUCAAAGAAAAAAUAAAGCUCUUGUUAGAAGAACUCUGGAUGUGCAUUGACAGUACAACAGGAAAAAGAGAGAAUCAGGAAAAUGAUCCUGCCUUGGCUUCUGUUCAGGAUAAGGCAUGGCCUGCAAAAAGACGACUGACUGUUAUAGAAGAAACUGUACGAAUCCACCAAAAGAUCAGGAAGUGUGAUGGCAAAACGCUACCUCGAUCUUCUUCACUCGAAAGUGCUGGAAAGCAAAAUUCUGUAACAGCCAUGCAACUUCGAGCAAGUACUGAGCCUUUUGGAGGUGCCUGUGCGGAGAACAGGACUGCUGAAGAACGUCUGCACGGUGGUGAGGAUAACACUGUAGAUGUGAUAACACAGACAGAUGAGGCACACAGCAGCUCAGACCUCUCCGAUCAGGAGCAAAAGGGCCUCGGUAGCUAUGUGAUGGAUAUAUUAAAUUGGGCCAGGCCUCUCCCUGCUCUACUUUCUCCAGUACAGUUUUCACCACCAGCUUCGCAGGAUAUGUUGUUUGGAGAAGUCACAGCUUCCAGCGAUGAAGAAGUUGAUUUCAGGGCUUCUGCAGUGGAGGAUAUUUUACAAGACGACCGAGUUCAGCCUCAGAGCUGUAAUGUAUUCAGCCUCAAUGAGGAGUGUAACAGGCAGAAUAAACCACGUGAGCACGGUCUUGAUGCAGAAACCUCAUGUAACCUGAGUGGGAAUGAAAAGAAUGUUCAUAUCAGUCCAAAGAUGUCCAGCAAGGAGGAGAGAGAUGCUGAAACAAAGCAAACUGAAGCUGCUACUUUAAUUCCAAACACAGAAACUAACAAAGAUCAUUUGGAGGAAAAUUCUGAGCUUAUGGAAACUGAGCAGAGUGAACUAACUGAAGCAACAGCACCUGAAUUGGAAGCCAUCGAAGAACAGCAAGGAGAUAGUGAGGACAUGCACAAUGAAAAGGGAAGUUCUUCAGCUGAUUUUAUGUUACACAGUUUCAAGCCUCAGAAUUGGAUGGAAAAAUGUAGUGAGGUAGAGCAAACAGUGGAGAACGCAAUCUUAAUCAGAGCUGUUGAUUAUGAGGUUACACAUGAAAAGCACGGUGAAUUAAUGAAAGCAGAAAGAAAUGGAUUAUCAGGAGACAGAGAAACUCCCAAAACAGUAUCUGUUCCUCAGGAUGUUACUUAUUUGCCACCUGAGCAAUGCACUGUGCUUCAAAGUGAAGAUUCUGAGGAGAAAUCUGAUGUGUUUGUGCAGAAUGAAGUGGUUGAAAAUGAAUCAAAAAAUGCAGUCAAAGUAACUAAUACGGCGAAUGAUGAAGGGCAAAACAUAAACCAAGUUAUAAUUGGAGAGGAAAUAACAGCUGCAAUACAAACAAAAGGACUCUGUGCAAAGGCAAAUACUGAGAGAGAGCUCUCUGAAAAUGAAUUGUCUGACUUCAGUAGUUCAAAAUCCUUCUGUGAAGUGGAAUGUCAUGAAGACCAAAUGAUGGAGAAUGGGGAGGGAAUAAUUGUGGAGACUGAGGGAGACACUGGAGCCAUUGAUAUCUCUGCACACUCUCGGUGCUCUGAAAGAGAGCAUGACAGUGAAGGGACACUGGAGAAACAAUGUGUGCAAGCAAUAAAAGACAAAGCGGACAGAGAAUGCGAACCAGAGACUGUUGAAGUGUCUAGACAUUGCUUACCUGUAUCUGCUGUUGAAGGAAUUGGAAUUUCAUUGUCUAUGGAUGACAUGGACAUAAAUGUAGGUAUGGAGAGGACUGCUUUGUCAGCCUUUCCAAAAGAUGAGGAACAGCUCAAAAUUGAAGACGUGAAUAUAACAAGACCUGAGACUACUGAGCUAGCCAUGAAGUCUAACAGAGAGAGUGUUCUAGAAAGAGCUGAAUUGUCAGAGCUACCCCAUAGUGCAGAAAAUGGAGAAUCAGUAGAUAUAAAGGAAGAGGGAUAUGUAAAAGGCAAAUCAUCCCAGGAAGAAAAUGGUAGUAAUUUAUUGCAAGGGAAGUCAGACUUGGAAAGUAUACUUGCAUUACCAAGGAUGGCGUGCAUUACUGAUGCAGAAAGCAGUGUAGCUAAGGGUCAAUCCUCUGUAUUAGAUUUUACAGAAACAGAAGGUGGAAUAAGACAACCUGAAAACCUGUGUGGUACACUAGGACAUCAGUUGUCCGAAACUCAAAACUUCAGUGUGUGUGAAUCUGAAGAGACUGAACUCAAAGUUAAUCCAGAUUCUGGAGGGGAAAGUAGUGAGCUGUUAGAAAGAGUGGAUACUGUUGAAUCUGUGCUAGUGGAAAGUAAUCUUACUUCUCAGGCAAAACCUCUGAAUCAGUUCUUGGUAACUGAAAAUAUUAAAUGUGAUGAAAUAAAAGUGGAAUUAAAUAAACAAAGCAAGGAAUUGGUGACUGAGACUUUUUCCAAUUCAUUUAACUGGGAAGAAAAUGUUGUGAAGAAAAAUAAUGUUUCGGAGAUCAUCUGCCAGCCUGCUUCAGAAAUGGAUUUUAGUAGUGACUUGGCUUUUUCUACUCAAGGGGACUUGGAGGUGGGCUGUAUAAAUACUGAAAAAGCAGAUUCUCGUGUGCAAGUGGAAGUUGGCUUGGAAUCCACAGUGCCUCCCGAUCUAAAUUACGGUCUUCAGAAAGUUUUCAGUUUUGCUGAAAAUACUUUCACAGAAAAGGCUGCUAUUUCCUGUACAUGGGAAGACAAAGGAGAUAAAAAUUGUGUUACGAGUAGUGUAUUAAACUGCUCUUCAGAAAGCUUGGAAGAGGGUGCUGAGAUCCUAUCUGCUGAAAAUGACAACGUGUGCAAAGAACUGGACUGCCUUGAGAGGGAAUACGUGCACAAAGAUGAAAUGACAACUCCAGAUGAGAAGGAGCAGCCAGUAGAUAAAGAACCUCAGGCAUCUGCUAAAUCAAAGAUCCUGGAUGCAGACUCUGAUACUACGAGUACUUUUCUUCUCCAAAAGUUUGAUUGUCAAGAGUCAGGAUGCAGAACUUGUACGUGGGAGACUAGAACAGAUCCUUCCAAAACUGGUUCACUGGCGGCUGGGGGAGAAAGCGAAGAAUUGGAUCAUUUUGAGGCAUCUGGGAAAAAUGCCAUAAAGAGGCUUGAAAAUGAUUUUGAUACACCAGAGCAGAGUGACAAAUGUGAAGAGAAAGACUGUUCUGUACAAAAAGUUAGAGAUGGGAAAUGUUCUGAAUGUGGCCCUGUGUUCAGAAAGGACCUGGGAGCUUCCAGGACUGUUGCUGUGGGUGCUCUGGAAACUGGUACGGUUGUUGAUGCCGAUUGCCGGGUGCGUGAUCUUCAUUCAACAACACACACAGGAAAUACUCUGACAGUCAGUCCUCUAAAAGCAGGCACUGUGGUGGAUAUGGAUACACACUGUGUAACAAACCCCUCUCCAGAUACCGCAAAUGAGUUGUCAGGUGUGGUUGGGAAGGAUUAUCCCAAAGACUCAUCCUCUUGGAAAAGAGAGCGUGUAUCAGUAACCUCUGAAAAUACUGAAGGUGCUAUCAAAUGCAUGGUAGAUUCUAACAGAGCUGUGUGUGACAGUGAGGAAAGUCUAUUAAAAACUGGGGAAUCAGAAGAAAGUCCUGUAAUGCCAAAAGCUUCAAAAAAUAGAUUACCAUUAUGCCAGGUGUUAGACACAUUCUCAGAAACUAGCAGGCUGCCCGUAAAAAACAGUAAAUUAAACACAGGAAUGCCAGCACUUGGCAAUUUCUUAGAAGAUUAUUCUGAAAAACUUCAAUCAAAUGGGGAACAAAGUCCACUACAUGGUGUUGAUACGGGGGUCACGGUGUCUGAAGAAUGUAAUCAAAUUUGCACUGCUUGCAAUGUCGGAGAAAACACCACCGAUCUUAUCCUAGAUGGUAGCAGUAGAAAAAUAAAUGUUGUCAAGUGUCUUCCAAAUCCAGCCCUAUCUGAUGCAGAGUGCAAAUGUCAGACAAUCGGGCAGCCUUCUGAGCCACAAAAAACAGUAUCUGAGGAGUUAUGUAUGUUGCAGUCUUGUGUGGAUGUUGCUCUCAAAAAGGGCAAUAAAUUGAAGUGCAAAGAGCAAGAACCAUCAGAAAUCUUGACUGUUUCAUCCGAGACAACUGCCCAAGAAAAGCCUGCCAAGCUAUCAAAGAGGCUGUCUCAAGGUAAAACAAAGACUCUCAAAGCUAAACUAACUCAGCCAGUGCUUGCAAGUGCUGACACUUCUAUGCCAACAAAAUGCUCAUCAGAGACUCUAAAUAAAAUUAGGCAAGAACUGGGUCUUCCUCUACCCUCCUUGCUACUGCCUUUGGCUGCUACUCCUCCAAAAGCUGCCUGUGCCAUGUCCCCAAUAACAUCUUCUACUGCUCCAUCCUCUUUGCUUUCUCCUCUUGGUGACCUGAUAUCCCCACUACGUGAAACUCCUGUGCCUCCUCUGAUGUCUCCAUUAACAGAUACUUCAGCAGGAAAAUCUGCCCUUUUAUUUUCUCCUCCCUCGCCCUCAGAAAUGGCAGCAGGUAGGAAGAUUCGCUCCUCACCCUUGAAAUUUUGUACUUCCAUUCCAAAGCACGCACUUCCCGUCCCAGGAAGACUUCCUCUGCUUGCAGCCGAUAGCGCUGCUCCAUCUGCUCCUCAGGAGAACUCAGUGAAAAUUUUGGACACUAUGUAUCCAGAGCUAUCUGCCAGGGCAAGGACACUAAACAUUCUGAAAGGCAAUAUUCAGCUCAGCCGCUGUGCUUUUUCAGACAGCCAAAGUUUGCCAGGACCUGUGACUCAAAUAGGUGGGUUCAAAGCAAUCGCGUCUGCAUCAACUGCUUUUGUUAAAACUGGGAGCAAGUUGAAAUCUGGCAGUAGCAAAGAUCAAGACAAAGACAUGCAAGAUCAGCAAUUUUUUCCAAGCUCAUCCAAUCACCUUGAAAGACAGGCACAUUUGCCAGUAUCUAUGCCAAGAAGUGCAAAGAGACUGAGGUUGGACAGUGAACCACCAAAGCUGGAGCCCAGCAGUGCUAUCAGAAGUAUUAAAAAUACAGUCUCUGAAAUGCAGGAGGCUUUCCCAGACAAAAGCUGUGAAACCAGUGGUUCAGCACACAGUUCCAGUUUAGAAGCAUCACUACCAGUGAAGAAGGUUAUUGAUCCCGACUGCCAGGAAGUUUCAUGGGCAUUGAAGAAAAUUGCUGAAUCCUGCUUUGACUUGUUACCAGUUAUUAAAGGUCACGUGCACAUUGGCAACAUCUCAAAAACCCCAAUAAUGAGAGAUGAAGAAAAAGAAGUUGUCUAUGAAUUUGGUGUAAAGAACAAGCAUUUAGCAGAGUCCUUGCUGCAGGCUAUUCUCAAUAAACUCAAGGCUCAGAAGAUGGCCACGAACUACAAUUUUAACCAGGCCUUAUGUCGAGUCUAUGCAGGAGUUUGUCGCCAGUUGGGAGAUUUGGAAAGAGCUCGCCUUUUCUGCUAUAGCCUACUUAAAGAAGACUUUCCAGACUCAGAAAAAAUGAUUUUAUUUAUCGUAACUGUAUGGUCUGACAUAUUUGUCUUCCAAGGUGCAAUCAACAAAGCUAUGCAAUUAGUUGUCAGACAGAGCGCAAGCAGCGAGACGCUGGCCUCUUUGAGUGCUUAUCUGGACUGGGAGCAGAGUUCCUCUUUAGAUGCUGGUGUUAUGGUUUCAAACCUGCUUUUAGAAAUGCAGUCAUGUGCAAAAGUAGAAUUUCAGCGGAGUGAGCGAUACGGAGAAGAUCUGAGUGAAGAUGCUUGGGAGUAUGUAUUUGCUGUUGAUCUACUCUGCUCUCACCUGAAGUGGGAUUGGACACAUGACAAUGUUAUAAGCAAAGUGCUUUGGCCUUCUAUGGAUGCAUGGGUAAAGAAGAGAAAGGGGCAUGAAACUGCUCAAUCCAUUCCUGACAGUGUUGUAGCACUGACACUCAGGCUAAUUGGUCGAUUGGGCCAAAUAGGUUUGAAGGAAGGAUAUCUUGCUGCAGUGAAGAGUAUUAGUUCUGUAAUUGGACUGUUUGUACAGCAUGCAAAAGAAGAAGAUGUUCCCUGGAGUGUGCAGCUGGCAGCUGUAUAUUCACUGUGUGACCUGGGUGCAAGCAAUCCAGAAGGUAUUGCUGAGGCCAUCCAUGCUUGGCGAGCAACAGUUCUUAACAGCAUCCCUUCUGCUGUCAAAAGUGGCAUAGCUGAAAUCACUGCUCUGAGUAAAUUGGAGCUAAACUGAAAUCUCGGGAAGUGGACUGGUCUAAAGGAAGAAGUGCCUUAUUUUACUAAGCAGUAGUUGGUUCCAGUUAAAAACUAUACAAAGUUGUGUGUCCUCUUUUAUUGUUUUUUUUUAACAGAAUGUCUGAUGACACAAAGCAAGCUCAAGUAUUUUAUUUGGCUUCUCUGUUUGAG